Messenger RNA from Acaulospora colombiana, 1319 nucleotides. NCBI's taxonomy places the organism in Eukaryota, Fungi, Glomeromycota, Glomeromycetes, Diversisporales, Acaulosporaceae. The record is from the annotation of a GenBank genome assembly.
AUGGGCGGUUUGAGACUCGGUUCAGAUGUAGACAUGAAAUACGAGAGAGAUAUUACAAGUGAAAGUGAAGCAGAAAGAAUUCCCAAAGGCGGCGCAAAGAAGUCUAAUGAAGCCGCCUCUCGUAAACGAAAGAGUGUGGCAACAAUCAUCACGUCCGACGAGGAAGAAGAAGAGGAUUUGGCUCCGCCGCGCAAAAGAGUAGCUGUUACAGAAGGGAAAUCGAAUAAAACGAAACCGUCUGUGCCUCCAAAAAAGACUGCGGAGACGACGAAGCGCGGCACAGUCCUGGACAUUUCGUCGGAUGAGUCGUCAUCGGAGAAAGCAGGCUCUUCGAAAAAGCCACCACCCAAAAAAGUCAUUCCGGCAGCGUCAAAGAAGGAGUCAAAAAAGGAGUCAAAAAAGGAGUCAAAACCUAAAGUUGAGGAGAAAGCGGGCGAGACAAAAGCGAAUAAACCAAGUUUUGCGGCAGUCAUGGCAAAGCGUUCUGCCGGUCCUUCAGCUCCUGGACCCAAAGACAUACCUGUCGGUCAACCAAAUUGUCUCGCUGGUCUCACUUUUGUGUUCACCGGAGAGCUGACUAGCUUGUCCCGGGAGGAAGCAAUGGAUUUAGCUAAAAGAUAUGGAGGUAAAACGUCCUAUGUGGUAGUCGGAGAGGGCGCCGGGCCAUCCAAAAUAGCAACUAUAAAGAAGAAUGGUCUCAAAACUUUAGAUGAAGACGGUUUCCUUGACCUUAUUGCAACACGCCUUUCAAACGUUGUCCUGAGUAAAUUUGAUAGGCCCGAGUCUCGCCGAGUUGGGUUUAGAAAUGGCGGGAAAUUUGCAAUCAACACCCACAAAGCACUCCUUCUCUACGGUCCUCCUGGAGUGGGUAAAACAACCUCUGCCCAUCUCUGCGCUAAGUUGGAAGGGUAUACAACCAUCGAACUGAAUGCAAGCGAUGCACGUAGCAAAAAGCUGGUGGAGAGCGCAACGAACAUCAAUAAUGCUUCAUUGGACACCUGGAUGACAGGAAAAGAUACGGUUCUUAUCAUGGAUGAAGUAGACGGUAUGUCUGCGGGAGAUCGUGGUGGUGUAGUGGCCCUUAAAGCCUUGAUAAAGAAAACCAAGAAACUGAAACCCCUGAUUGGAACCGCUGCGAAUAUUCAGUUUCAAAACCCAUUCCCAAGUGACAGAGAUACUAGAGAGAAAAUGAACAUCCCUGCUAAUGUGCUAGAACAAUUGAUCACGGGAGCUCAAUCAGAUAUACGACAAAUUUUGAACAUGUUAUCUACUUGGAAGCUUUCAAAAGAAGAUAUGUCAUUUGAUGAGUCUAAACAACU